AUGCCACUGACCAUGAUCCACAUAUAUAAAUGCUCAGCUCUGCUAUGGCAUUUCCAUUCGGAAUUGCAACAUUUCGAAAAGCAGUUGAAACGUCCUCGAACAAAUGCGAGAACGAUAAAAUGUAUCAUUCAAAAUUACCACCGUUAUGUAUCAGUAUAUCUGGAACUCAUCCAUCCAGACUUCACUGAAAUGGGAGAAGAUAUGAAUGGGAAGGAUAAGGAGAUUCAAGCGAAUGCGCUCCGAAGAGUCGCUUUCUUCGGUGUGACACUGUCUACAAUUGCAACGCUAACCUGUGCCAUAUCAGUGCCAAUGCUCUACAACUACAUGCAACAAAUGCAGUCAGUGAUGCAAAAUGAAGUUGAUUUCUGCAAAUUACGAUCCGGUAAUAUUUGGAGAGAGGUCACUCGAACACAGGUUCUCGCAACAUCAGAUGUCCGAGAGAAACGUCAAGCAAGAUCAAGAUGUUGCGGAUGUGGCAUAGCAGAGCCAGGCCCUCGUGGUCCACCAGGGCCAGAUGGCAGGGAUGGAGCGGACGGAUUACUCGGAGCGCCAGGGAGAGAUGGAGCUGAUGCAGCACCACCAUCAAUUCCACCUGAGAACGACUACUGCUUCGAGUGUAUGGAAGCAGCAGCAGGACCACCUGGUAGGCCUGGACCAAAAGGUCCACCUGGUUUUGCGGGUGAACCAGGAGCAGAUGGUUAUAUCGGAAGACCUGGUCCAAUGGGGCCACCUGGUCGUAUCGGAUCCCCAGGUGCUGCUGGUAGACCAGGAAGCAAAGGACUUCCAGGAGAGCCGGGAAAAGUCAAUGAAGUGGACGGACAACCUGGUCCAGUUGGACCGGCUGGGGACGAAGGAUUAUCUGGAGAGCCUGGCCUUCCUGGGCCGCCAGGUUUGCCCGGUACGCGUGGUCCUCAGGGACGAAUGGGUGAUGCAGGCAAAGAUGGAGCCCCUGGUAAAAAUGGCGCAGCAGGACUGGAUGGACCUCAAGGAAUGCAAGGAGAGCCUGGCACUUGUUCUCAUUGCCCACCACCUCGUACUGCUCCUGGAUAUUAA
Anisakis simplex (herring worm) is the source of this 1053-nucleotide messenger RNA. The record is from the annotation of a GenBank genome assembly. NCBI's taxonomy places the organism in Eukaryota, Metazoa, Nematoda, Chromadorea, Rhabditida, Anisakidae.